AGCUCGAGUCGAGGCAGACAUUGCUGCGAUGGAGGCAAUUGGUGUCUCCUACUCGAACCCGUUGGAGGACUACGAGUUGAUUCACCGAAUCGGGAGUGGUACAUACGGAGAUGUAUUUAAGGCCCGAGACAUCAAGACGUCUGUGGUAUCUGCAAUCAAAGUUGUAAAACUAGAUCCCGGUGACGACAUCUCAUCUAUCCAGCAGGAGAUCACCAUGAUUAAAGAAUGCAACCACAAGAACAUUGUGGCCUAUUUCGGCAGCUACCUCAGAAAUAACAAGCUGUGGAUCUGCAUGGAGUACUGCGGAGGAGGUUCCCUGCAGGACAUUUAUCAUGCUACUGGCCCCCUGAAUGAGAGGCAGAUUGCGUAUGUGUGCAGGGAAACACUCCAAGGACUGCAUCACUUACAUGAGACUGGGAAAAUGCACAGAGACAUAAAAGGAGCCAACGUUCUUCUAACAUCGCGAGGAGAUGUCAAACUGGCGGAUUUUGGCGUUGCAGCUGAGAUCAAUGCUUCUGUUGCCAAGAGGAAGUCCUUCAUAGGCACGCCUUACUGGAUGGCACCCGAGGUGGCAGCAGUGGAGAAGAAAGGCGGGUACAACCAGCUAUGUGACAUCUGGGCAGUGGGCAUCACCGCUAUCGAGCUGGCAGAGCUUCAGCCUCCAAUGUUUGACCUGCACCCAAUGAGGGCCUUGAUGGUGAUGUCAAAGAGCAGCUUCCAGCCUCCCAAACUGAAGGACAAGUCCAAAUGGUCCGUUGACUUUCACAGCUUUGUGAAAGUAUCCCUCACCAAGAACCCUCGCAAAAGGCCCACUGCAGAGAAGUUGCUACAGCACCCCUUUGUGAGUCAGCGGCUGACCAGGACCCUGGCCAUUGAACUGCUGGACAUGGCCAGCAACCCUGUUCUGCAAACCUCACACACUAUGGAUGAGAGUGAUCUUGAGACAUGCAGUGCAUUCCCUGAUAAGAUCCAGUCCUUAGGGAAACCCCUGUCGGUCCAGAGGACUCAGUCUGAGGAGCAGUUUGAUCUGCUAAAAUUUGGCCCUCCCAUGAGGAAGGAGACUGACCCCUCUCCUGACCUGGGAUCAUAUGACGAAUGGAGCAUUACAGAUGAUGAAAAGAACUCCUCGAGUCUACUGGAGUGUGUUGAGGAAGCAUUGCUUGAAAGGAGGUUAACCGUCAAGAGAGCGCCCUCUGCUGAGGUGAGAGGGAACUACACACUGUAUUAUCUUAUCCUCUCAGGCACUCCACACUGUUUCUUUGGAGCUGCACCAGCGUGUGUCUGUGUUCAUCUGUUGCAGCACUCUCCUGAAGAUGAUGAUGGUGAUAUGGAUAAAUGUGGCACAGUGAAGAGGAGUGGGGUCCUCAGUCCUGCCCCAAGGAAUACCAUCCCCCAGUCCACUGACACUACUAGCGCCAUAGAAUGCACUGGCAAUUGUGACUCCACCCCUCCCACUGUCACUCCUCCAUUCACAGACCCCACCCUGGCUGACCCCUCUCUCUUCAACUGCUCCUCUCCCUCUGAAGAAAAGGCUCAAAUCCAUCAUCCUGAGACCCUAUACUGCACUGAAGGGUCUGGACAGAGGCCGGGAAAGACGGCCGCCAAGGCCCAGCAGCCCCCACUGUCUCCAGAAUGGAGCACACUCAGGAGGAAAACUGAGGACUCGAGAGGUGAUUGCCAUGGACUUCCACCCACACCCAAAGUCCAUAUGGGGGCCUGUUUUUCCAAGGUGUUUAAUGGCUGUCCAUUAAAUAUCCACUGUGCUGUCACAUGGGUCCUGCCAAAGACUAAAGAUCAACACCUCAUCCUGGGGACAGAGGAGGGCAUCUACACCCUGAACCUCAACGAGCUCCAUGAGGACACAAUGGAGAAGUUAUUACCCCAGAGGUGCAGCUGGCUGUAUGUCAUGAACAAUGUGCUAAUGUCUAUCUCAGGGAAAUCAUCGCAGCUGUGCUCCCAGAGGCUGACCACCCUGUUUGAUCAGCGCAGACACCUGCCGAAGAGGCAGGGCCACCUGUCCAUCAACACCCACCGCCUCACAGAGAGGAUCAACUCAAGAAAGUUUUCUGUGUCUGGAAAGAUACCAGACACCAAAGGCUGUCGACGCUGCAGCGUUGUGCGUAACCCAUACACUGACAGCACAUUUUUGUGUGCUGUUGUACCAACUGGCCUUGUCCUACUGCUGUGGUACGAGCCCCUGCAGAAGUUCAUGCAACUCAAGCAUAUCGCUGUGAGUCUCCCAGAAACCCUCCCCAUCUUUGAACUGCUUGUCCUGGAGAAAGAGGAGUUGCCACAGGUGUGUGUGGGUGUGAGCAGGUUACAGGCCCCUGUCAAGACCUGUGAGCAGGUCCACUUUGACAUCAUCCACUUGAAUGACACACCCAGAGCCCAGACAGGUAGUCAAUCUCUGAAGGUGAUGCAGGUAACUCAGCUGGACAGAGACACGGUACUGAUCACUCUGGAGAACACUGUGAAAAUUGUGACUCUGAAUGGAAAUCCAUGCGAAGGGAGGACCUCAAAGUUGACCUUUGACUUUUCCAUUGAGACUCUUGUAUGUUUGCAGGAUAGUGUUCUGGCCUUCUGGAAGCAUGGGCUUAAAGGUAGAAGCUUGAAUAGUGAUGAGGUUACACAAGAGAUCACGGAUGAAAGUCGAAUAUUCAGAGUCUUGGGAACCACAAGGGACAUUAUCUUGCAGAGUACUCUCACGGACAAUCCAUCUGCCUUAAGCAACUUGUACAUCCUGACGGGGCAUGAGAGUAGCUACUGAGGAAAUCAGAGAAUGGAGGACAUUCUGUCUCGAGGAAGUACACAGCAGUCUCCUACUACUCCUAAAAGGACAAGCACAAAGUCAAUAAGGAUGGAGCAAGGAUGCCUACAAGGGCGAGUGGUUGGCCGAAAAGACACAGCUGGGACUGUCUGAGCUUUGAUUGGAGUGGGCUUUCCUCACGGCUUCUUUGCGUCCAAAUUGACCUGUGAAUAUCAGUGGUUCAAAACAAUACCAGUGGCCUAGGCUACAUAAAGAUCUUGGCAUUGCAGUUGCAGAUUUAAAACCACACUUGUCAUAACUCUCUCCUGUGACGAUCUGAAGGAUCAGGUUACAGUGGGUCUGCGCUACAGCGUGCCCCCUCUCGUAGAGCGGGAAGUCGGCUGUUUUUUUAUGGCGGUCAUAAAAUACGCUGCCUCUAUGCUCUGUAGUGUUCGAUCUUGGAAUGUAAACUGUGGAACACUGAGAGACCCUUGGACAUCAAAAGUGUGAAUAAUUAAACAAUAUUUUUUAUUUUUGAGAAUGUGGUCCGUGGACACUUAAGGGACAUUCGUGAAGAGUGUGUUUCAUUUGGUGAUCUCAUGAAGGACAGGAAACCCUCUACUGUGUCUUUGGUUGUGUACACUUCUUAAUUAUGGAGUUUACAUCUAAAUAUUGUGAAAUGUUUGUGAUUAAACAUGAAACUAUUUGUGAAAAGAUGUAAUGUGAUAACCUUCUAAAUGAGAAAAUAUGGGUUUUCAUAUAAAGUUAACCAAAUCAGUGGCCACGCCCACAUGAGCGUAGACAUUACGUCGGCGUCAUGGACCGCCCUUUUCUCAGACGUGUAUAAAAUCCACUCCUGACUAAAUUGACAUUAGACUAGAAAACAUGGAGCUGACGCUACAUGUUGAAAUGGUUAAGAACUACAACUCUAUAGGCCCAGGAGACCAGACAGCGUGUAGUGUUGGCUACACGGCUGAAAAUGGUUCAACUCUGAGACUAUCGAUCACUACAGAAUAAGAGCAAAUCCUAGAUGUAGAAUUACUAGUCUGCAGCUGGAAAUUACGUAAAUCUAGUACGAGAAUAACGACAACCGCGGAAGCAUCUAUUCUAUGCAACGGCCAUCUGUACGCCUGACGUAUCCAUUACAACAGACACUAUCCAGAGCCGCUGAGAAAGCUACAACCGCGAAAGACAUUGUGACUUCUGUGGACGUUAACCAGAGACUCUGAUGAACUGAGUCUCCAGCAGACGGACCUGGUCGAUUCCAACAGAGAAGACCACAACGACAUAUGGGCGUAAAUGUAUACAUUGCAAUUAUUUUCCAAUGAGCGGCCGUUCAUGUGCAAAGGAUUAGCAUUUCAAUUAAUAUAAUUAUCAACUGGGUAGUGAAUCCAUUAUGUCUUUCCCGCUCUUUCUGUUCCCACCCCUUUCCAUUGUCUACCAAGCCUCACAGAAUGGUUUAGCCCACUAGGGAUUUUUCAAUGUGUUGUGUUAGUAACCAAUAACUAUAUUGUUUGUUUAUGUAUUUCUGUGAUUUGUUUAGUUAGUAAAUAAAUAAUUA
Messenger RNA from Salvelinus namaycush (lake trout), 4307 nucleotides. RefSeq names its product mitogen-activated protein kinase kinase kinase kinase 2-like. The record is from RefSeq and is a predicted model, not a curated record. Gene Ontology annotation, biological process: protein phosphorylation. Gene Ontology annotation, molecular function: MAP kinase kinase kinase kinase activity; ATP binding. The transcript has 31 exons. Bases 29 to 2767 code for a protein of 912 amino acids. Lineage: Eukaryota; Metazoa; Chordata; Actinopteri; Salmoniformes; Salmonidae.